Camelina sativa (false flax) is the source of this 777-nucleotide messenger RNA. The record is from RefSeq and is a predicted model, not a curated record. Lineage: Eukaryota; Viridiplantae; Streptophyta; Magnoliopsida; Brassicales; Brassicaceae.
AUGGGCGGUGGUGUGAGUGGCUGCUGGUGUAGAAGGGCUCAGCCUCCUCAGUUGUAUCCUUCUCAUUUGAAGGAUCACCAAUCCCGGUCCCGUAAUAGUAGUUCAGAUCAGCAACCACAAGUUCAUGUGGAUGCUCUUGGAAAGAUUACACUUCCUUUUAUUUCCAGGCCACGAGCCUUACUCGAGGUUGACUCUCCGCCUAGCUCUGGUGAUGGAAGGUCUGGUCAUAAGGGAUCUGAAAAGCAUCUGGAAGAUGAGCCUCUUGUUGCAGCUAGGGUCACUAUUGAAGAUGCUUUUGGAGUUCUUAUUGAUAUAGUUGACAUUGAUAGGACUCUCCAAUUCAACAGGCCACAAGAUGGAGGAGCUCAGCUCAAGAGAAAACGACAGAUCCUGCUUGAAGGAUUAGCAACUUCGCUUCAACUUGUUGAUCCCUUCAGCAAAACAGGCCAGAAAACAGGAUUAACCGCCAAGGAUGAUAUUGUCUUUCUACGCAUAGCUACACUUCCCAAGGGUCGGAAACUGCUCACAAAGUAUCUACAGCUUCUUGUCCCUGGUACUGAGAUUGCUCGUGUUGUCUGUAUGGCUGUAUUCCGCCACCUCAGGUUUCUCUUUGGUGGUUUACCGUCAGAUAGCCUUGCAGCAGAGACAAUAGCUAAUCUAGCUAAAGCAGUUACGGUUUGUGUUCAAGCAAUGGACCUCCGAGCACUGAGUGCUUGUCUUGCAGCUGUUGUUUGUUCUUCAGAACAGCCACCACUCCUUCCUCCUUAUGGUGGUUGA